AUGUCGUCCAUUAAGUCCCUUGAGCCAUUUGCAGAUGAGUGUACAAAGAUAUUCAUUGAUGCAAUGGAAGAUUUAGAAGGCCAGCAAGUCGAUCUCGGUGCUUGGUUGCAGUGGUACGCCUUUGAUGUCAUCGGAGCCAUCACGUUUCAACGCAGAUUUGGAUUCAUGGAAAAGAGAGAGGAUGUCCAGGAAAUGAUUGGUGGCCUCGAAUCCGGCUUACAAUAUGCAGGGGUUAUCAGCCAAGUGCCUUCUUUGCACAAAUGGCUCAUCGGGAACAUUUGGGUUUCCAAGCUUUUGGCAGCACAGCCUUUCUUGAAAAUACCGGAUCCUCUUCGUACAAUGGUGCAACUUACGCAAGACUGUAUUGACGACUACGACCGACAGCCAGCUGAGAAGCAUAGAGAACGCCCAGAUUUUCUGGCUUGGCUGCGGAGUGAAGAAGCUAAAGGCAAACCAGUGUCUGACCGAGACAUGAUGAACCAUUUGAGCAAUAACCUUCUCGCUGGAAGCGACACUACAGCUAUUUCUCUUCGGGCAAUGAUAUAUUUUCUUGUUCAAAACAAAGAAGUCUACAAAAAGCUACAAAAUGAAGUCGAAGAAGCUGAUAAAGAAGGAAAACUCUCUCAGUAUAUCACCUACGCUGAGUGUCUGGAACUACCUUAUCUUCAGGCAGUAAUGAAAGAGGCCAUGAGAUGUCACCCUGGCGUAUCCUUCCCUCUUGAACGGGUUGUUCCCGAGGGUGGAACUGUUCUUUGUGGGACCCACCUAGAAGCAGGCACUAUUGUCGGAAUAAACCCUGCAGUUAUUCACCAUGACAGAAUUAUCUUUGGUGCGGAUGCCGGGAAAUUCAGGCCGGAGAGGUGGACGGAGUCAAAUGAAGACCAGGUGAAGCUGAUGGAUCGCCAUCUGAUGACUGUAUGA
Molecule: messenger RNA, 921 nt
Organism: Penicillium macrosclerotiorum
Lineage: Eukaryota; Fungi; Ascomycota; Eurotiomycetes; Eurotiales; Aspergillaceae
Product: cytochrome P450
Exons: 4
Coding region: 1-921 (306 amino acids)
Molecular function (GO): monooxygenase activity; iron ion binding; oxidoreductase activity, acting on paired donors, with incorporation or reduction of molecular oxygen
Source: RefSeq, a predicted model, not a curated record